Messenger RNA from Chara braunii, 946 nucleotides. The record is from the annotation of a GenBank genome assembly. Lineage: Eukaryota; Viridiplantae; Streptophyta; Charophyceae; Charales; Characeae.
GGUGGCCAGCCCUGUGUUCCUGUCGACAAACAGAGAAACGGGAGAGGUGGAGUUCGGACUCCGCAAUAAUAUACCAGAAGAUCGACCGCUUCUCCUUAUUGGCAAUCAUCAGAUUAUGGGAGCUGAGCUGUUUCUCCUGACUGAAGAACUUUGGUGUGAAGCCAAUAUUCAAGUCAGAGGACUUGCACAUCCACUCACAGGAAUCGAUCCAUCUGAAGGCAACUUUGUAGCUAUCGGCGAUUUAUUCCGCUUGUUUGGUGCUGUGCCGUCUACAGGGAGCAAUUUGUACAAAUUACUUGCUAGAAAGGAGGUGGCUCUCCUUUACCCAGGAGGAGUGCGAGAGGCUUUUAAAAGGAGGGGGGAGAGGAAUAUGGUGCUGUGGCCAGAGCAACCGGAGUUUGUGAGAAUGGCGAUCCGACAUGGUGCCACCAUUCUUCCUUUCGCCGGUAUUGGUGGCGAUGAUGCUUUUGACUUUGUAUUCGAUACCGACGAAGUGGCCAAACUUCCCUUUAUAGGAGAAAACAUGGCGAGGGAUGCAAGGAAGAUUCAAGUAGUAAGGGUUGUAUGAGGCCGGUGCUUUAUCGGACCGCAAGCUCGUCAAGGACAUGUAUCUGAAAGUGAAAUCGGAAGUUGAAGGAGGAAUAGACUUUCUAUUACAGAAGAGAGAGCAAGAUCCGUACAACAACUUUCUGGCCCGCUUGGCAUAUGAGUCGAUACUGCCGGGCACCAAGGCACCAGCUUUUCGUUUGUGAUCGCUGCUGCACUGUAUUUCAAUCCGUCAAGCAAUUCAGGCCCUCCUUCUGCACUAGGCAGACUCCGUUUCAUUUCCUUUUUCUUUGCGUUUUCCUUGAAUUUCUUUGUAGAUUCACAUUUUGUGCACUCGCUCACGGCUUGUAGUCGUAUGCCUUGUCUCUCACAAAUGUUUCAUAACUUUAAUUUGUAAAGG